CCUAACGGAUGAGCUGCAGUUGGGAGGGGGCGGAGCCUAACGGAUGAGCAGCAGCUGGGAGGGGGCGGAGCCUAACGGAUGAGCUGCAGUUGGGAGGGGGUGGAGCCUAACGGAAGCUGAAAGAGAGGAAAACGACACGAAUCCACAGAAAACACAAUGAUGAUCCACUGAAAUAAUAAAACAACACAAAAUGACACAGAACUGAAACGAAACGUUUUUUCUCCAUGUCAGGAUGAAUCAGCAGUUCAGGUAAAACUUCAUCUGGUUUGAAAUAAGAAAAUAAGAUAAAAAAACUGUUUGCAGGAAUUAAACUAUGGAUCAUUAUUUCAUGUUAAAUUCCUUUAUUUUUUCUUAUUAAACUCACUAAUUAUUUCAGAGGAGUUAAUUUUUAGCAGCACAGUUUAGGAACCUUUUUCAUAAUUAAUCCCUGCAGACAGAUCAGCCAUAAAUCUGGAAUCAUACUAAUAUUUAUCAGAGAUAGUAAGAUUUUUUAUGUAUAACAGAAGAAAAUGAAACAUUAAUCUUAGUUUUAUCUCAGUCACACAACAGUUAAUAAACCAAAUGUUUAUUAUUUGAUGUUCCUACUGAUGCUAAGACACUAAAAAACAGGAAAAUACAAAAUCAUCACAUCUGUUAGACAAAAAAAGUUUGUCACUUUAAAUGCCUUUUAAGGAUGGAAAUCAUAAAACACAAACUACCGAUAAAGAAAUGGACGAGUAAUAUUGAUUAAAUAUCUUUCAGGUUGUAAAACUAUUAAAUGGUUUUACUAGAGUAAAUGUCUAAUAAAAACUGGUUUGUUGCUUCAACAAGACGAGAUGUUUAUUCUGUUUCUUCAGCUUUAAGUUUAUAACUGUUUGUGAUAAACUGGUUUAUUUUGUGAAGUUUAAUUUUUAUUUUUCAAAAUAAUAUGAAUAUGACAUUUUGUUUUUUUUUUCUGGUUAGUCACAAUAAAACAGUAAAGUUUUGACAUGAUAGUCAUUGGAUUGAUGAACAAAAGUAUUGAGGGAAAUGUGUGUUUUUUUCAUGUGUUUCAUAUUUUAUUUUUGUUUUGCUCAAAGUUAUAACAAAUUUCUAGAUGUGAAAAUUGUGCAGAAGUUAUUGUCAACAUUUAUGUCAAAUAUUUUACUUUUCCUCAGUUGUGGUGAAAACUGAUGUCAGUUUAUGAAUUUAAUUUUCACAAAUAAAACAAGUUCUUUGAAAUGAAAUGAUGAAAUUAUAGUCUAAAGUUAAAUGUGUGAAGAUGCUCCUUUUGUUUCAUUAUUCAGGUGUUUGUGUGGAUUUAUUAUUGAUGAAUCUAAAGUUAGUGAUCAUCCAUUUAUAUGUCUGAGAGAUUAAAAUGUUUUAUGAUGUGUAAACAUGCAGGACGGGAGCCUGUGAGGUCCAAAUCAGGUCCCAGCCUCUGUAACAAACAUCUACUGUAUAUGAAACAGAUCCAUGAUCCAUAAAAAUAAUCCACACCUGGUUUCAUUCUACAUAGUGACAGUUUGUCAAAAAUGAACAAACAAAAUAGUUUUUAUAAAAGUUACACAUCUAGUUGGAAAAGUUCUGCUUUGUUCACAAUUCAAGGCUCAAAAACUCCAAACAGAUUCAGGAAAUUGAAGCUUCAGUCUCUACAGGUUUUCCUUCAGGUUUGAACUUGAUGCCAGUGAGUCAAGUUGAUUCAUGCUGAUCCAAAUCACAAUGCAGGGCUGCAGUCUCUGCUGCAAUCUCUGCUUCAGUCUCUGCUCUUAUCUGCACUCUGCAUCUCAGGAAACAUUUCAUUCCUGAGGAUCUGCUCCAACAUGUCUGCUCAAACGUUCAGUUUUCAUGUUGGUUCAGUUCUCCUCGUGUUGCAGCUGCUCAGUCGGGUAACAUGAAGAUAAAAUUAAUGCGUUCUCUGACUUUCCUGGUUUUCAUGAGUUUCUGGAAAAUAUCUCUACCUACAGAUGCAGAGGUUUCCUGUGUCGUCAAGCAGAGCUGCAUCUUACCCUGCAGCUUCCAGAGCCUCGGUGAACCCAUCCUCCACUGGACUCAGCUGAAAUCACCAGAGCUGAGAGUCCAUUCGUUUUAUAGCAACCAGGACCAGCUGGGUCACCAGGACCAGAACUUCAGAGGCAGAACGUCUCUGUUCCUGGAUCAGGUCUCCAGAGGAAACGCCUCCCUGCUGCUGAGAGAUGUUCAGCUUCAGGAUGAGGGGAGAUACAACUGCUACAUCAGCACCACUGAAGGAUAUAAAGGUUUAAUAAUAAGACUGAAUGUGGACGCUCCAGUCUCUGACAUCAGGAUCCAUCAGGAUGGAAACAGGAUCACCUGCAGCUCAGAGGGGAUCUACCCUCAACCUGAACUCACCUGGUCCACUGAGCCUCCAUCCAACAUGGCUCUGCAGAACAGAACCACAGUCCAUCAGACUGAGGAGAAGCUUUAUGACAUCAGCAGCUCUCUGACGGGUCCAGAUGGUCCAGAUCUGACCUACAGCUGCAGCAUCAGAACCAGGAGGAACCAGAGGAGAGCAACGUUCAGGGAACUAUCACCGGUUACCGUGACGACAGAUGAAACGUUGCUUCCCUGCUCGGGGCUGAACGGUUCAGAGACGACUGUAGUUUGGAGGUUCAACCAUCAGACGGUCCUGAAUCAGACGGGAAGGAGCCGCUCCGUGUCAGAGAGGUGGAGGAAACAUGUGAAGGAUGUUUCAGAGCGUGGAGACCUCAGUCUGCAGGGACUCGACCCUGAUCUGGAGGGAAACUACAGCUGUGAGAGCAGCGACGAAGACGAAACCAUGGUGACCCAGAUCACCGUGAAGAGAGGCGAUAAAUCAUCCUGGAUGGUUUGGUUGGUGAUUGGGAUCAUUUUGAUCAUAGUGACAUUUUCUCUGCUGCUGUGUUUCUGCUGGAAAAGAAGAAAAGGAAGCAGAGAGACGAAGGUUCUGACAUGUUGUUCUGCUGAUGAGCCCAGUGGACCUCAGGUUUCCCUGGGUNAGAGGAAACAGCCGCCCACUAACAGCUAAAGUCUGUAAAUACUGGAGAUUCAUGUUAAAAUGGUUAUUAAAUUGUUUUAGGGUUUUUGGAGGCUUUUUUAAUCUUCUAUUUGUUUUAGGAUGAACAUGUUCAGACAGAUUCAGGCAUGUUAGCAGCUGUUUCUACUUUCCUCCAUCAGUGUUAUAAAAAUGUUGCUUUCCUUUUCGUUCAGGACUUUUUUAAAUUCGUUACCAGAACAACAAACUGUUACAAUCUUCUUUCUGAAGGCCUCAGAUGACAGAAAAUCAUAAAACAUUCAUUCCUUUGUGUUAAUGUGUGACUGAACUGGCAACCUUUCAAAACUAAUUUCAAUAUUUAAUUUCUAAUGACUGUAUAUAUUUAUUUUAUUUAUCUUUAAAUAUGUUUGUACAGUUGAAUACAAUCUAAAGUUUAAGGGUGAUGUCAAUAAUUACAACGUUAUGACUCCUCUAAGACACACAGUGAUGAAGAAAACUGUUAAAAAUAAAUGGCUGAAGAAUAAAUUUUGGGAAUGUUUUUCUUUGGACACUUCCUUAAACUUAAAAUAAUACAGUAGAUGUAACUCAGACAGAUUGUACUGGAUCUGGAAGAUGAUCUCUAACUGAGCUGCUCUGAAGAAAGCUUUGAAAAUUUAUUUAUUUUCUUUUUUCGGAGGGAAACUUUAAGUAAACUCACGAGAGUAAAUUCAUGGCAAAUCCUCCAUGAUGAGUUUUACUUCAGAUCAAUGAAGGAGAGAAAGCAGAUAAAUUUGAUGAAGACAAACUGACUGAUGAGGCCAUUAGUGAUGUUUUACUGUCUGAACAUGUCAUCUUAUUGUUUGCAGCAUCUUAUCUGUUGUUGUGACUUUUGAAUAAAAUG
Molecule: messenger RNA, 3830 nt
Organism: Poecilia latipinna (sailfin molly)
Lineage: Eukaryota; Metazoa; Chordata; Actinopteri; Cyprinodontiformes; Poeciliidae
Product: CD276 antigen-like
Exons: 6
Coding region: 1853-2983 (376 amino acids)
Biological process (GO): cellular response to lipopolysaccharide; negative regulation of T cell proliferation; cell surface receptor signaling pathway
Cellular component (GO): external side of plasma membrane
Source: RefSeq, a predicted model, not a curated record